GCAGAGAGCAGCGGUCCUGUUUAGACUGUUUCUUACUGCCUGUUCCUGUGUUUGUCUGGAUGGCUAGUUAACGCUGCUUAACGCUGGUUAAAGCUCAGAACCAGUCCCCCAGUUACUCUUCAGAUGUUUCGCUCUUUGCUGCGAUAAAACGGAUAUUUGUCACUUUGACCGGAGCCUCAGAGAAAAGCUGCGACAUGAAGUACAAAAACCUGAUGGCCAAAGCUUUGUACGACAACGUGCCGGAGUCUCCGGAGGAGCUGGCCUUCCGUAAAGGAGACAUCCUGACGGUGAUCGAGCAGAACACCGGAGGCCUGGAGGGCUGGUGGCUCUGCUCCCUGCACGGCCGCCAAGGCAUCGCCCCUGGCAACCGCCUCAAACUGCUGAUCGGACCUAUGUUCGACGCUCAGUCGCCGGCCGCUGCCGCCGCCCAGUCUCCUCCUCAGAGCUAUCAGCAGAAGAUUGGAUCAGGGUCUCAGGGGCUGUACCAGGUUCCUCCUGGACAAGAGGUCUACCAAGUCCCACCGAGGAGUUCUCUAUCUGCUGACAGCACACCAAGCAAGGUGGUGACCCCGACCAGAGUGGGACAGUCCUACACCUACAGCCCAGGCCAACACAACCAGCAAGACCUCUAUGACAUCCCCCCCAGCAGAUCACAGGGGGUGUACGAUGUUCCACCUGGUCAGAUGUUUCCUGGUCAGCACGGCGCUGCCAGAAACCAGGGAGUCUACGACGUCCCCCCCCCUCAGCUGGACCACAGUACUCAAGGUGUUUACGACGUACCUCCCUCCUCACAAGGGGUCUACUCGGUGCCCCCCUGCAGGACCAACCCUGUCCUCCAGGAGGGAAACUACGACUUUCCGCAGCCUCUCAAACACAAGCAGGAGGGGAUCUACGACGUCCCGCCCCCCGUCCUCACCAAACCCGCUCAGAGCCCCCAGUCGCACUAUGACUUCCCCCCCACUGUGGAGCCCACUGCCCACCAUCAACACCCCAAUACCAACGGCAACGAAGGCAUCUACGACGUGCCUCCCCCCGUCCUUAACUCAGGGGCGGGGUCUCAGAGGGACAUAUACGACAUCCCCCGGUGCAAGCAGCCCCCCCAGCAGAGAACCUCACCUGCCGACAGAGACGGAGGUAAAGGCAUCUACGACAUCCCGGCUCAGGACGCUCGAGCGCUGGGGGACGUGAUGGACGGCGUGAACCGUUUGUCCUUCUCCAGCACCGGCAGCACACGUAGCAGCAUGUCCACGUCCUCAUCCUCCACGGGCUCCGGCUCUGAGGGGCGCCUCGCUCUGGACAUGGACACCGCUGUCCAGAGGCUGUUCCGCCUGCAGCAAGCCGUGGACGCCUCAGUCUGGGCACUGCAUUCAUUGGCGGCUUCCCCUCACUGGAGGACGUUUCCCUUCAUGGAGCGCCACGCUAACGACGUCCGCACCGUGCUGGACCGGGUCCGGGCCGCUCUGGGAGACUUUGUGGUGUUUGGUCGAGGGGCCACGGCCAACGCCGUGUCUUUGUCGGACUCCGGCCUGCACAGUAAGCUGAGGCGGCAGCUGGGACGCCUGGAGGACUCGCAGCAGAUCCUGCUGCAGAUAUACCAAGUCCUGGAGAGCUGCAGCUGGGCUCUGAACGUCCUCACCUCUUCUGGGAAGCUCCACAACAAGAGUGACGACCUGGACCGCUUCGUCAUGGUUUCCAGGACCGUCCCCGACGACGCCAAGCAGUUUGCCUCCACGGUUGGCGGCAACGCGGAGCUGCUGUUCAGGCGGACGCACCCGGACGGGUUGUCGUCCAACGGCAGCACACCCAAUGAGAACACGAUUCACUCGCUCACCUCCCCCUCGUCCGACAACGACAGCUACGGCGAGCAGACCAAACCUUUCCCCGUGCCCCCCAGCCAAAACAAAGACAACAUGAACACCAGCGAGAAGUGUGUGAAGAGCUGGAUGGAGGAUUACGACUACGUCCAUCUGCAGGGUAAAGAGGACUUUGAGCGUCAGCAGAAGGAGCUGCUGGAGAAAGAGAACAUCAUCAAGCAGAGUCCGGUCCAGUUGGGUCCAGAUCAGAUCAAUCAGUUAAAGAAGCUGGAGCAGGAAGUGAUCAAACCCGUGGAGAAUGACAUCACACAGUGGACGUCACACCAGCACUCAGGUGUAACCUCGGCCCCCCCCUCGGACUCCUUCUCCACCCCCUCCGCUCACGUGUGCACUCGGGACCGACAGCUGCUCGGCUUCUACUCGGAGCAGUGCGAGCAGCACUUCGUCACACUGCUCAGCGCCGUCGAUGCCUUCUUCGGCUGCGUCGGCGCCGGCCAGCCUCCUCGCAUCUUUGUGGCGCACAGCAAGUUCGUCAUCCUCAGCGCCCACAAACUGGUCUUCAUCGGAGACACUCUGUCCAGACAGGCCUCGGCCCCCGAGGUGGCCAACAGGGUGAUGAACUCCAGUAACGUGCUGUGUGACUUGUUAAAGACGGUGGUGGCUGCGACUAAAACGGCCGCUCUGAACUACCCGAACACGGCCGCCAUCCAGGACAUGGUGGACAGGGUCACGGACUUGUCUCACCACUCGCAGCAGUUCAAAGAACAGUUACUGCAGAUGGCACAGUCCUGAUCUCCACCACAGACUCACUGUGUACACUCAUCAGUAGAAAUGU
This is a messenger RNA of Seriola dumerili (greater amberjack), 2649 nucleotides long. RefSeq names its product neural precursor cell expressed, developmentally down-regulated 9 (gene nedd9). Gene Ontology annotation, cellular component: cytoplasm; plasma membrane. Gene Ontology annotation, molecular function: protein binding. NCBI's taxonomy places the organism in Eukaryota, Metazoa, Chordata, Actinopteri, Carangiformes, Carangidae. The coding region runs from base 195 to 2606 and encodes 803 amino acids. Gene Ontology annotation, biological process: cell surface receptor protein tyrosine kinase signaling pathway; cell migration. The record is from RefSeq and is a predicted model, not a curated record. The transcript is spliced from 7 exons.